Trachemys scripta elegans is the source of this 4122-nucleotide messenger RNA. RefSeq names its product ADP ribosylation factor GTPase activating protein 2 (gene ARFGAP2). The coding region runs from base 86 to 1666 and encodes 526 amino acids. The record is from RefSeq and is a predicted model, not a curated record. Lineage: Eukaryota; Metazoa; Chordata; Testudines; Emydidae. The transcript has 16 exons. Gene Ontology annotation, biological process: COPI coating of Golgi vesicle. Gene Ontology annotation, molecular function: GTPase activator activity.
CAGGGACCCAUCGUCAGUUCCGCCCCUGCGCGGAUUGGACCCGGCGGGGACCCGUCGCCCCGGUCUUUUCUGGGAAGGAGAGACCAUGGCGGCGGAGCCGAGCAAGGCGGAGAUUCAGACUCUGUUCAAGCGGCUGCGGGCGGCGCCGGCCAAUAAGGCCUGCUUUGACUGUGGUGCUAAGAAUCCAAGCUGGGCCAGUAUUUCCUAUGGCGUAUUUCUGUGCAUUGACUGCUCUGGAGUCCACAGGUCGCUGGGUGUGCACCUAAGCUUUAUCAGGUCUACAGAGCUGGAUUCAAACUGGAGCUGGUUCCAGCUAAGGUGUAUGCAAGUGGGCAGCAAUGCCAAUGCGACUGCCUUCUUCCGCCAACAUGGCUGCACCACCACAGAUGCCAAUGCCAAGUAUAAUAGCAGAGCUGCCCAGAUGUACAGGGAGAAGAUCCGGCAGCUGGCGAGUGCUGCCAUGGCCAAGUAUGGCACCAGUCUCCUGGUAGAUGGACUGAGUGGAACCCCAGGCCAUUCCCCUGAGAAGAACGAUGCUGACUUCUUCAUGGAGCACACGCAGCUUUCCAGUACCUGGGAUGUGGCAGAGGCCGGUCAGAAUCCAACGUUGUCCUCAAUGGAGUCUGAGAGAGCAGCAAAGCCAUUGGAAACCAGCGAGAUGCCACAGUCCAACCAAGGCCCAUCUAUUGACCUGUUGAGUACAUCUCCUAAAGCUCCUCUGGAACUAAAAUCUUCCCUCAUCGGAAAGAAGAAGCCAGGCACUGCCAAGAAAGGGCUGGGUGGAAAAAAGGGGCUUGGAGCCCAGAAAGUGAGCAGCCAGAGCUUCAGUGAGAUAGAGCGACAAGCCCAGGUGGCUGAGAAGCUGAGGGAGCAGCAGUCGGUGGAGUCGAGGAAACAAGCUGAGGAGUCCAUAGUCACUUCAAUGCGACUGGCCUAUCAGGAGUUGCAGAUCGAUCGGAAGAAGGAGGAAAAGAAACUUCAGAACCUGGAAGGGAAGAAACGCGAACAAGCUGAGAGACUGGGCAUGGGAUUGGUGUCCAGAAGUUCUGUGUCUCACUCCGUGCUGUCCGAGAUGCAAGUGAUUGAGCAGGAGACACCAGUGGCUGCGAAAUCUUCUCGCUCCCAGCUGGACUUGUUUGAAGAUGCCGGAGGCUUCACAUCUGGACCCCCCAAGUACAAAGAUAAUCCCUUCUCACUGGGAGAUGCCUUCGGCUCGCGAUGGGAAACAGAUUCCUCCUGGGGUGUUGACAAAGGGGAGGAGGAGGCCACAGUGACCAUCUCCAGCAUCCGGCCCAUUGGAGAGAGACCCACCAAUAGGAGGGAAGUAGAGAGCAGGACAUCUGCAGUGGAAUCAAAUGAAGCUCGGCAGAAGUUCGCUGGGGCCAAAGCCAUCUCCUCAGAUAUGUUCUUUGGGCGGGAAGCAGAUGCUGAGUAUGAAGCCAGGUCUCGAUUGCAGCAGCUCUCUGGCAGCAGUGCCAUCAGCUCCGCAGACCUCUUUGGGGAGGCUGAGAACACACACUCAGCAGGUGGUGUGUCAAUUGGGAACGUGCUGCCUGCAGCUGACAUCACCCAGUUCAAGCAAGGAGUAAAAUCUGUUGCUGGCAAGAUGGCCGUCCUAGCCAACGGUGUGAUGAACUCUCUCCAGGAUCGGUAUGGCUCAUAUUGAUGACCCAGGGACUGCAGCUCAGACGAAUGCCAGCGAGAGGCACCAGUCUCACCUUGAGUUGCUUGGAGUUAUGCUGCAGGAUUCUGUUUUAGUUUGUCUGGGGCGGGGUGGGUGAGGUCAACAGAAACAGAAGGGGAUGAGGAGAUGCCCAUGCCCAACAUCCUUUCCAAAUAGCUCUGGAGUCUCAUCUGUAUUAGAACCAAUAUGCCCUCAAACCGAACCUUCAGCCGCUAGGGUGGGAGGCCUUGUCUCAGAAACCCCACAUUGCUCUGGACUGUGAGACAGGAGGUGCAGGUAGCUCCAGCCUGCACUGGCCCAUAGCUUGUUGUCUCAGCAAGUGACUCUGUUUAGGGAGUUCCCACUUGCCCCCUGUCAUCAGGUCCACAAGGAAAUGACCCCCCCCUGUGUCUUGCUCAGUGCUGUCACCCCUUCUCCAUACACAGGCUAGUAUGGCUGGGGAGGGAAGCUCCAUUCAGACACCACAUGGCAGGAGCAGUGGGAAAUAGCAGUAAAUGUUGUUGUGAAAAUAACAUUGGGUUUUCCUAGGACCUGCAGGAAUCUGUUUUGGUAGCCUAGUAAGUGGGAGCAUCUCCCUUCUGUAGAUUAAGUCACACUUACUGAUGUUUCUGUAAAUCAGCAUAGACAGAAUAACCCCAGCAAAGCAAGAACUUAGUCUUGUUACAUCAUGAGGCCAAGCUUAGGCCUGGACUCCAGAGGGAGCUGAGCAUUGCAGAGGUAUCUGCAGGCUAGGUGUAGAAACCCAGGAUGUCUUGUUUCCCAGGCACACCUCUUACUCAGCUUCUUCCAGCUAAGCUGGGGCUGUGAUAGGGUUGCCAGUUUUGGUUGGACAUGUUCCUGGAGUGUUCAUCACAUGACAUUAUCUUUCAUUAAAGACUAAUCUUUAAUUUCUGGAGACUCCAGGACAAUAUUGGAGGGUUGGCAACCCUAGGCUGUGCUUGCUCUGCUUGAGGAACAGAUCAGAGCCUCUUGGGGGGUGAGGUGGCCUGGGGCACAGAGAGGAAUUGUAUAAUGUCUAGUGUCAAAGCACCUUGCCUUCUGAUGGCUCUCUGCUCCCGAUCAGGAAGUGUCAACCAUGUUAAUACUCACAGGUCUCCCCUAGAGGGGGCCCUUGAGGGCUGGGCUGAAGGCACUUAGCAAUGAAAAAAGGGCUCAACACUCUUACAAAUGAAAACUAAAAUUCUGUGUGGAAAUGGAGGCAGUAGCCAUUUGUUCUACUGCCCCAACUUCCACUCAGGGCAAUUCAGCCAGCAUAGCUCUACCCAGGGCCAAGUCCCCCAGGUGUGUUGGGCCUCCUAGACUGGUUUGCACGGACUUCUUAUGCUUGAAUUUCAUGCCCCAGCCCCCUCUUUGGUUCCACUUGUUCUGUGCACACAGAGAUGGAACAGCACAAGCUGCACCCUAUUCCUCCUAGCACAGUGGUUCUGGGCCUUUUCCUUUUUGAGUACUUUAACUGAGUAACCCUCUCUGUGGGUAGAAGAGGCAAAGGGCAAUCCCCUUUCCUUUCCCUCCCAACAAUGCUGCUUUGAUGCCCAAGUAGCAAGGGCGUGGCACCAGCCAGGAGCAUAGUGCAGAGUAUGCUGAACCUCUGUGUGCAGCACACCUACCUGGAGCUAAACUAGGUUGAGUUCCUUCAUGCUGUACUACUGAAGGGCAGGAUCUCUUCAUUUUGCCUAAUUCUCCCCUAAUUUUAACAUGGGAAUUAAAGUAUGGUCCAAUACAGGUCUGUUCCCCCCCCCAGUACUUGUUGGCAGAGGAAUAGCUAUGGAUGGUCCUCAUCUGUGUGGACUCCCCUGUGAGUCUGUCAACCUGUAAGGUGUAGUAGCACAGUGGCUACAGCUUGGACCUAAUUCCCCUGUAGGGGCAGUGACUGUUUCCCUCUCACAUUCUAAUGUGUGUUUGGUGCCUAGGUCCUACAGUGAUGGGGAGAUUUGCUGGAGAGGGGAAAGCCGGGGGAAAGCUCUAGCCAUCUGAUUUAAAGGCCCAGCAGGUCUUACCCACCCUCCUUUCUGUGGUUGUUCAUUGUACAGUGCAGACACCCAACUUUAACUUGUACAGCUGCAGGAUCUGAGGCUCUGCCUGCCUUGCCUUCCUGCAGUUCUCUCCUAUCCCCUGUGCACCUCCUCCAGAUCCUGCUCACUGGGCUCUGAAAUAUGCACUGAUGCUUAGAUUUUAACUAUUAAAAUUGUCUUGGAGCAAAGCAGCGGCAGCCUCUCCAGCUACUCCCUGUCUGAGGGAGAGGAUGGCAAAGGCUGGUGCUAUGGCCUGGUGCUCCUUCUGUUCUGAGAUGGGAAGGGAUUUCUCUUCUCUGGACUGUUCAUAUUAUUGAGGAGAUAAUGGUAUUAAUGAGCUGUUUGUGGCUGGGCUUGGGGCUCAACCGUAUAAGGGGGAGUGAAGUGGAACUCUUUCCUUCAACUAAAUAAAAUCAAAUACCUGUA